This is a messenger RNA of Danaus chrysippus (African queen), 3660 nucleotides long. Lineage: Eukaryota; Metazoa; Arthropoda; Insecta; Lepidoptera; Nymphalidae. The record is from the annotation of a GenBank genome assembly.
AUGUUGUUAGCCGUUCAAGCCAGACAAUCUGGAUCUGGAUUUUUAAAGAAAGUAAUUGGUAAGUACAAGGCGAAGUCUAGUCUGCAGUCGCUGGCGCAGGUGCUCGCGCGCUGGCGGUUGAUAAUCAUAGGUUCCUUAAUGAGUAAAUGCUUUUGUGGCCAGGGAGAGGAUCAAGACGAGCUGCGUCUUGAUGAGGAGAUGGAGCGAGUCGUUUGGCACGAGAAUAACCCGCCAACUCGGCUGCAGCCCAGCGGUGAGCCCGUUAGAGAUGCGGCAGCCCCGCCACCUCCAUACUCGCAAGACGAUAUCAUGAGGACCAGCAGUUCUGAACAAUCCCGUGCCAGUAGGGAGCAACUUAAUUCCAGUUCGGAAGCACAAAUGUCAGGACAUAUUUCUGGCUCUGGUUCAGGCAGUACGCCACGUGGGGAAGAUCGUCAUGUGCAGUUCGACAGUGAACGUGCCAGGGCUGAUCCACUAGAUGAUGCAAGCGAAGAACGUCGUCAUCAAAGAAACACUCGCCACCUGCAUCACAAAUCACGAAAAUAUUCCCUACAAGAGGGGGCGAGAGGUGGUGGGGCAGAUGGCGAGCGACACGUGUCUGCGGCACCAACGGAUGAACCAUUACCCGAAGCUGAUCUUGAUGAACUCCGGAGCCAUCGCAUUGAUGACCAGCGGGUUUUACGGAGACUUAAACUUCAGCCCAGGAGUCCAACCGUUCACGUAGGUCGCAAGGAUGGAGGCGAUAAAAUACAAAACAUUUUUUCCGACUUGACUCUGAAAAAAAUGUACGACCACAGCCCACAUUCGGUGUUUGUUCAACUGGACGAAUUACUGGCCACGGAAGAUGGUGACACGGAAUGGAAGGAAACUGCACGUUGGAUUAAAUAUGAAGAAGAUGUUGAAGAAGGAUCUGCCAGAUGGGGUCGGCCCCACGUAGCCUCUCUGUCUUUCCAUUCCCUAUUAAACCUACGACGUUGCUUAGAAACUGGAGUGGUACUACUUGACCUCGAUGAGAAAGACCUUCCUGGUGUUGCAUACAGGGUCGUAGAAAGUAUGGUCAAUGAGGGAUUGAUAGAAGAAGAUGACAAACCAGUCGUAAUGAGAUCUCUACUCCUUCGCCAUCGACACGUACAUGAUGAAAGGUUCCGAUUUUCCAUAAGUGGUCGAAAGCACUCCUCCUAUACAAGCUUACAGUCGCUGUGGUUGGAGGAAGGUGGUGGUGCCCGCCAGCGAUACUCCACAUGCUCUGCCAUGGGUCCCUGUCGUCGACACAGCUCUCAUAUUCUCAAUCUUUCGGAAAACAAGCGACGAAGAAGCUCCAAUGCUCUACCACAAGAUCGAACAGAAGCUCGCGCAAAAACAUCAGUGGCGGGCAUUGAUACACGCGAAGUAGAAUAUUUAGCCACAGCCCCCGUGGGUUCUCAAGAUGAAUUAAGACGAGGUCACAAUGAUUCAAUCAUGAAACGUAUACCUGACGAUGCGGAAGCGACAACAGUCCUCGUUGGUGCAGUUGGAUUUUUAGAUCAACCAACGAUUGCCUUUGUACGUCUCGCUCAAGGAAUAUUAAUGCCAUCCAUCACAGAGGUUCCCAUACCAGUCCGCUUUAUGUUCAUAUUACUUGGGCCAACAUCAGCUGAUCUUGACUAUCAUGAAGUGGGUAGAUCAAUUUCUACUCUUAUGUCAAACCCUUCCUUUCAUUCUAUUGCGUACAAGGCUGAUGAUAGACGUGAACUCUUAUCGGCAAUUAAUGAAUUCUUAGACGAUUCGAUAGUGUUACCGCCUGGCGAUUGGGAGCGGCAGGCUCUAUUACCUUUCGAAGAAUUACGUGCUAAAAGUGAAAUGAUAAGAAAACGCAAGCGUGAUGCUUUGGAGCGUAAAAAGGGCAUUGAAAUUACAACAACUUCUCCAAUAGAUGAAAAAAAGGCUUUGUUGGCUGGUGAAACUGGUGGAUUGCCAGAAAAAGAACGAGAUGAUCCAUUAUCCAAAAGUGGACGUCUUUUUGGUGGCGUCAUAAGAGAUAUUAAAAGGCGUUACCCCCACUACAUAUCCGAUUUUCGUGAUGCAUUAAAUGGUCAAUGUGCAGCAGCAACAAUAUUCAUGUAUUUCGCUGCACUUUCUUCAGCUAUUACUUUUGGAGGUCUCUUAGCUGAAAAAACUGAUAGACAGAUUGGUAUCUCGGAAACAUUGGUAUUUACUUGCGUAGGUGGACUAUUUUUCGCCCUAGUAGCAGGUCAGCCAAUGAUGAUUACUGGGGCUACUGGACCUUUGCUGCUUUUGGACGAAUCGCUUUUUGUAUUUUGUCGCUCAUACGGAUUUGAUUUUUUGGCCGCAAGAAUGUACUGUGGUCUAUGGAUGAUAGUGAUUGCUCUAUGUGUUGCCUCUAUUGAAGGUAGUGUCGCCGUAAAGAAAAUUACGAGAUUCACUGAAGAUAUUUUCGCAUUUUUGAUAUCGCUUAUUUUCAUAUCUGAACCUGUUACGAAUAUAAUAAAUGUUUACCGUGCUCAUCCGCUCGGUUAUGACUAUUGCGGCAAUAACACACUUGAAAAUGCCACUGCUGGCGUUGAUAUGGUCAACUCAAAUUUUACAGGAAAUCUAACAGUUCCUCCAAUUCUACCGCCUACAAAUAUGUUACUUACACCGAAACCAAAUACAGCUUUGUUUUGUACAAUGUUGACUCUAUGCACCUUUAUUCUUGCUUACUAUCUCCGCAUAUUCCGCAACGGAAAAUUUCUAGGUCGAAGUGCUCGACGUGCACUUGGUGAUUUCGGAGUGCCGAUUGCGAUUGUUUUAAUGGUUGGAAUAUCCUGCUUAGUACCCGUAUGGACAGAAAAAUUACAAGUACCGGAUGGUCUGAGCCCAACCUCAAAUCGUUCUUGGCUGGUACCCCUUAAUACUGGACUUGAAACUAUACCACUGUGGGCAACAAUUGCUAUGGUUUUACCGGCGCUCAUGGUUUACAUCAUCGUCUUUAUGGAAACCCACAUCGCAGAGUUAAUUAUUGACAAACCGGAGAGAAAACUAAAGAAAGGCAGUGGAUUCCACAUGGACAUAGUCGUAAUGUCGUUAGUGAACGCAGUGUGUGGCAUGUUUGGGGCUCCAUGGCAAUGUGUAGCCACAGUACGAUCUGUGAGCCAUGUUUCCGCCUUAACUGUUAUGUCAACAACUCAUGCCCCCGGUGACAAGCCUUAUAUUGUUGAAGUUAAGGAACAACGUCUUACUGGAUUACUAGUUGCUUUUCUCGUUGGCAUAUCUGUUUUGGCUUCCGGCUGGCUAAGAUUAGUUCCAAUGGCUGUAUUAUUUGGAGUUUUUCUCUAUAUGGGAAUUUCUGCGCUUGGAGGAAUUCAGUUCUGGGAUCGAUGCAUUUUACUACUAAAACCUGUGAAGCACCACCCGCAAGUACCUUACGUGAGACGAGUGCCGACAUUUAAAAUGCAUCUCUACACUCUUAUCCAAAUGGCUGGUGUAUGUGUAUUGUAUGCUGUGAAGUCUUCGAAGUUCUCCCUAGCGCUUCCCUUCUUCUUGGUACUCAUGGUGCCACUGCGAAUGGCAAUCAGUUACAUCUUUACCCCGCUACAACUGCGUGCGUUGGAUGGAUCCCAAAAAGAUAUUGACGUCGAUGAUGAGCCAGAUUUCUAUGAAGAAGCGCCUCUGCCCGGAUAG